Cyclospora cayetanensis is the source of this 1431-nucleotide messenger RNA. RefSeq lists its product as uncharacterized. The transcript is spliced from 3 exons. The record is from RefSeq and is a predicted model, not a curated record. NCBI's taxonomy places the organism in Eukaryota, Apicomplexa, Conoidasida, Eucoccidiorida, Eimeriidae. The coding region runs from base 1 to 1431 and encodes 476 amino acids.
AUGAGUGACGUGGUAAUCUCCAGAGCUGUCCUGAAUCGGCUGAGGGCUCCCGACGAGCUGGCCUUAGCCCAGCGCAUCUUCAAGAGCGCUGCUGCUACUGCGGAGUCCCUGGAAACAGCAACAAAAUUUGCUUUUGACUAUAGAGCACAGUCGGCUUGUCUGGAUGUGGCUCCUGCUAGACAAGCCUUUCUUGAAGCUGUAUCACUUUCUGCACCAGGUGCCAAAUAUGCCAUAGCCAGCAAGGAAGCAGAGGGUUCCCCACCUAUUUACCUAAAUAAAAAAGCAGCUCUCGCCGCCAGUGCCCUGCGAGAAGUGCGGUCGGAUUUCAAACGGUGCAAUGCAUUGUACGCCGAUGGCCAGCUCUUACCAGUGUCUGUCUUCAUGGCUGCCCUGCAGCUGCCCCCAUACGAACGGAUUCAACGCCAUUUCUUUUAUUUUACACCAUUGCUCAUAAAACUUCGAGAUGAACUGGUUAAAGAGUAUCUUAGGAUCAAGCGCGCUAUCAUUCUUCAGCCCCGCGCCGCCGGAAGUUGUAAUGCCUUCAUACAAAAUAGCGUCCCAGAUUCAGGGCGGGGGACCGCAGAGCAGAGGAAACACUGGGUAGCUAAACUCUGCCAGAAGAGCUGCCUUGUAGUCCGAUGGGAGGCCUUUGAACGUCGGUGGCUUCAGGAGAAGGAGCAUCACGCCGUAGUGGCGUUACAGUCUCUGGUGUCAACUGUUGCCGCCGCCGAGGCUAUACUUAAGAGCUGCAAGAAGCAAUUGAUACUAGCCGAACCAUCAGCAUCUAAGCAGCGUUUCUGCACCUUCAGGGCCCUUAAGGCCUUCUGCAGUAGUAUUAUGGCCUUGGCUAAUAACUUGUUCCCUCUCGAAUCUAGCUGUCUCUUUCUCGAGGCCAGCAUACUCGUCUUGGCGGCAGCCAUAGUUGACGCUGCACGAGACCCAGCAGGCACUCAAUCCCACGAAUCGCCGCCUCAGAGAAACAGGGUAGGGUCAAAAUUUCGAACGGUGGGCGCAGAGGGCGUAGGGAAGCAAGGAGAGAGCCAGCAGAGGACAAGAAAGAAUGAUGCUCCCUAUGGCAUUGGCGUGUGGUCUGCUUUGCAUUUGGCAGCUCUUACAGAGGUGGCUAACCUAGAAGAAGAAGACAUUGUGGUGUACAGAGCAAGGCAAACUACCGUGAAUGCUGCCCACCAUGUGCUCGUGUGCUUCUUUGAGUUGCUUUGGCAGGUCUGGGACUCGCGAGUUUGCCUCACUCAAGUGGACCCUGAACUCACCACCAGCUGCCCAUCUUUAGUCACAGCCCUAAGAAACUUUUCCAGAGCCUAUGCUACAUUUAGGCCACCUGCGUGCUGCCAGAACUGUGAGGUGCUGGCUACCUGCCUUACAGACAAUUGCCUCGGAGGAGACUGUGAAAAAAUUGUGUGGAAGGGCUAA